AUGGCUUUCACUCCUUUCUUCUUCAUUUGCUUACUGUCACUCUUUCUCACGCCGACAGCAUCCCAAACACCGUCAUCCGUUGUCGAAGCCGACCUGAUCUUCCCCCACAACGAAACCUAUGCUCCUAUGAAAUACUUCCCAUUAUUAUGGGGUCUACAGAACGCCACAACCGCCUACCCGUACGGUUUCACCCUCUACUGGCGCCUCCGCCUAGCCGACUCCGCGAUCUUCGUGUUUGAAGGCGACGGCCGUUUCCCGGAAAACCAGGACUGGGACGACAUGUAUUCGCACGGACCCACGCCCUCAGAUCCCAUCUUCUUCCACGACUUCCCACUUAAACUGCGGAACUUCUCAACGGGCCACUGGGAGCUCGCGUGGCGGUUCGGGUUCGAGUAUAACUGCUCGCUGACGGACCCGGGGAAUCCCGAAAAGCAUUCCGCCAGACAGCCAUGGAACAGCGUCAUCUUUGCAAUUGACGAGGGUGGGAAGAGCGUGGAUUUGCUGGCAGACUGGGAUUGCGAGAUGGAGCCUCGGAGGGCCGUUGCGUUUGAGGUCUCGCCCCCGCAUCGCAUUGAAUCGACCCAGGACUGUCCUGUCGUGAAUCAUACCCGUCCGCAUCCCUGUGCGCUGGACUUUACGGCUGAGGCCGUGGAGAAUGUUACUGCGGCGGCGCGCGCGCUGGGCCGUUGCGAGGAGUUCGAGGGCGGCCUGGCGGACUUUCCGGUUAAUUGUCGGAAUUUCGGGAUGCGCGAGUCCAUCGAGUGGACGGGAAUGUUGGGGGUCUUGGGCCUUGUCUGGGUUUUCGUUGGGCUGUUGUAA
Messenger RNA from Aspergillus mulundensis, 819 nucleotides. RefSeq lists its product as uncharacterized. NCBI's taxonomy places the organism in Eukaryota, Fungi, Ascomycota, Eurotiomycetes, Eurotiales, Aspergillaceae. Bases 1 to 819 code for a protein of 272 amino acids. The transcript has a single exon. The record is from RefSeq and is a predicted model, not a curated record.